AUGUCUACAUUGUGCCCAGCACAAAAUUUAUCUCAGUUAAAUUAUUUUAUCAAAUCAUCUGGCUUCAAUGAUUUUAGUAAUAUUCAUGAAGAUGAUCGUAUAAAGAAACGUAUUGAGGCAUGCCAACAAGGUAUGCAACAACUUGAAACAUUAAGAGCCAAACAUUUAAAACUUAUGGAUGAUUUACGUAAUGAAUAUUCUUCACUGCAAACAUCAAUAAAUUUUAUACCAAGAAAUAAAAAAUCAAUUGUCAAUUCUUUAGAUAUUCAAGAUAAUCGUUCUCAGUAUUCAGCAAGUGAAGAUGGAACAUCAGUUGCAGAUACAUCUAAUAUAUCACAUCGUAGUUCUAUGUCUGUUGAUUCAGGAUACCUGUCUGUUUCAACUGAUAUUACACAAAACUUAAGAAAUAGUACAAUUAUUGAUAUUCAAAAUAAUGAUCCACCAAUGUCAUAUAAUGCUUAUAGAAAAAUGUCAAUGGAUGAGAAUAAUGGAAAUGAAGGUAAUUUGGUAACAAGAAAUAAACCACCAAUUGGUAGUUCAAAUAUAACAAUGGGUACUGUAAAAAAAUUAGCCAUGAAUUAUACAAAAAAUAUUCAGGAACUUAAUAAAGCUUCAGAAAUUGUUAAAACAACCCUUGAAGGAACAGCAGCAUUAAGACCAAAUAGAACAUCAAAAACUCAAAAUAGACCUUGGUCUAUGUAUUCAACAUCAACUACUACUAAUAAUAAUGAUUAUAUUAAUUCAGAAAUAUUUAGUCUUGAUAACAAUAUAAAAAAUAAUUUAACAUUUGCUCAAACUCCAAAAUCACAAUUUGAUGAUUCAACAAAAUAUUUUACAUUAACUAAAAAUAAUGUCACUGCACAAAAUUAUGAUGAUCCACAUAUUUACAGUACACCUAGUAAAAAUAAAUCACCUGCCGUCUCAGAGAACAACAACAAGACAGAAGAAAUUUAUUGCAAACCAAAAAAAGGCACUCAAAAUGAUAAUAAAUUUUUUCAUAACAAAAAAAAUAAAAAUGAAACAUUAAUAAAUUAUCAGUUAUUUGAUGAUGAAAUGACUAGAAAUAAUAAUAAAAACAGAAAUAUGUCAAAUGUACAACCAACAACAGUCGUGAUAACACGUUUUUCUGAUAAUCUCAAAUCACCAUUUAAUAAUAAACCACCACCAAUUCCUAAUCGAAGUGUAGGAACAAUACAAGGUACACCAAUACCUUCAAAAAAAAUUAGAAAAGGAUGGCUAGAGUCAGAAGAAUUAUAA
Messenger RNA from Strongyloides ratti, 1257 nucleotides. RefSeq lists its product as hypothetical. The record is from RefSeq and is a predicted model, not a curated record. NCBI's taxonomy places the organism in Eukaryota, Metazoa, Nematoda, Chromadorea, Rhabditida, Strongyloididae. The coding region runs from base 1 to 1257 and encodes 418 amino acids. The transcript has 3 exons.